AUGUCUCUCGAGCAGAGUUCGAUUCUAUUGAAGUUUAAUCUCCGAUCUAACGUUCGUCAAAAUAAUUUGACAUUAACACCACAUGAUCAAAUUACAUAUCCUACUUCCAAACCUACACCAACAUCAUCAAUACAUAAUACUCCACGAUCGAUACAAAAUAUUACAAUAUUCGAUAUGUCAGACGAAGAAGGGUUAGGUUCGUUGGUAACAGUAGCUAGGAAGUCAUGGUUUCAAGAUUUACAAAAUUUCUCAGGAGAUCCAAAUGAAAAUGUGGAAAAAUUUCUGAAAAGUCUGCCAUUAAAGAGCAGAACCGACCGCUUUCAUGCGGGAGAUUCGCACUGUCUGUUAGAAGCUAAAUGCAACAAAUGCCAUCAACAAUUUCUAUCCGGAAAUGAUUUACAGCAACAUCUACGUGAGAAAUGUUAUCCACGAGAGAGUCGUGACAGCAUUCAGAAUUUAACUCAACAGCUGGAAGAUCCUAACCAUAAAUCUCAAGUGCAAGAUAUAUUAUGGCGUAAUAAAGAAAUCUUUGAUCCGACACCAUCUGUCAUCAAUAUUGAGCCACAAUCUGCUAUCAAGACGAUCGAUCAUCCACCUAUAGUCUGCAAGCAGUAUCCAGCAAGUGCAAAAGAUCACCAGAUUAAAAAUCAAGAAGUGCAAAAAUUAUUAGAUCGAAACCAAAUAGAAGAAUCAACAUCACCUUGGUCGGCUCCUGUAAUCCUCGUGAAAAAGAAAGACGGCUCAACUCGUUUCUGCAUCGAUUACAGAAAAUUAAAUGACAUAACUAUCAAGAACGUCUUUUCUCUUCCUAAAAUCGACGAGAUUUUCGACCAAUUAGCAGAUGCUGUUUAUUAUACCAGAUUUAAUUUCCGUGCAGGAUAUUUCCAAAUACCAUUAGCCGUAUCUCACCGUUCAAAAACGGCAUUUAGCGCAAGAGACAACCAUGACCAGUUCAAGGUUCUUCCUCAGGGCAUUUGCAACGGACCCGCAACUUUCCAACGAAUCAGUAAUCAUUUACUCGGUCCAGCCCGUUGGCAUUACGCUUUAGCGUAUAUAGAUGAUAUAAUUAUCUAUUCUCCAACCUUCGAAGAUCACGUUAUCCAUCUCAACCAAAUAUGCAGCAAAUUAAACGAAGCAAAAUUCAAAUUGAACGCCGAGAAAUGUGCAGUAGCAAAAACCCAGAUCGAAUAUCUCGGUCAUGUUAUCAAGCAGGGAAAUAUUCGUUAG
Molecule: messenger RNA, 1227 nt
Organism: Didymodactylos carnosus
Lineage: Eukaryota; Metazoa; Rotifera; Eurotatoria; Philodinida; Philodinidae
Source: the annotation of a GenBank genome assembly